AUGUGGUCCUUGGAUCACCUGGUAACGACGGUGCAUCACACUAUCGAUGCCUACAAAACAACUGGCUACAGACGGUACCUAUUGACUGUACUGAUCCAAAUUUUCAACCUAGCUUAUAAGUUCUCUCGGACUACACUGAGUGCUACCAUGAAUUGCAAUGAGGAACCAGGACGUGGCAAGCACGAAAACGCCCAAAAGAUAAGGAUGGAUGAGGUGGCUGGCUUGCUGCCGAGAUGGUUUAAGCGAUUUAAUUGCAUUUUGGAGCUACGUGGUUGCGUGUGGGUCCAGUUGCAGAGGCGCGAGAGACGACGUGCUGCCUUGCCCCUUGGGCGUCCGAUUUUGGUGCACUGA
Molecule: messenger RNA, 351 nt
Organism: Echinococcus granulosus
Lineage: Eukaryota; Metazoa; Platyhelminthes; Cestoda; Cyclophyllidea; Taeniidae
Exons: 3
Coding region: 1-351 (116 amino acids)
Source: RefSeq, a predicted model, not a curated record